Messenger RNA from Schistosoma turkestanicum, 408 nucleotides. Lineage: Eukaryota; Metazoa; Platyhelminthes; Trematoda; Strigeidida; Schistosomatidae. The record is from the annotation of a GenBank genome assembly.
GGAUGUAUUGGAACUGUAGUUAACCAAGGACCAGUGGAAAUGGCAACAACAUUUCUGGGAAAUGAAAAAAAUCAACCAUUAAAAUCAUUACUUCCCGAUAAGAAUAAUUUGUCGACAGCAUUAAAUCCCACUGCUUAUGAAGAUAUACAAAAUCGUCUGAGAAUAACUUUUCAACAAUUUCUUAUUAAAUCAUAUGAAGCUCUCCGUCUUAAUGAAUCUUUAAUCGGUUCUGAUCAAACAGAAUAUCAUAAAGAAUUAGAAAAAAAUUUCAUCAACGUUAAACGACUAUUGGAUCCUUUGAUUGUGAUACCCAAAUCUUCAAUGACCAAUGGUUUUACAGGGAUGAAACACAGUGAAUAUAGCAACAGCAAUCGCCUGUUAUUCUUGUGUGUCAAUGAACAGAAGUAA